UAUGGAAGCAUUUUGUGUUAAUGAAAAUACUCCUUUAUUUGAUACCGAAAGUCUUAAAAAUGGAAAUUCAAGUACAAUACCGAGAGUUUCUGAAUGUUAUCAACAAACUACCCUUUAUGCUCUCCCUGCUUUUUUCUUGCUAAUUUUUUCACCUCUCGUUAUUUAUGAUUUUAAAAAAAGUACAAAAGGGCCGUUGUUAAGAAGAACACCGACAACUUUAAGAAUUUUUUUAUGUGGAUUUCUUCUUAUUAAUGUUCUCAUACAAAUUGUUUAUUUCUCUGCCACAUUUACUUGGAAUCAAAACUUAAAUUCUUCUUCGACUUCAAAUGGAGCAUUGCCAAUUGCUAAAUUUUUAGCGCUUCUUUUGUUGGAUAUUUCUUUAUUUUUGGCUCUUAUUUUGUUGUUGGGAUGUCGCCGUUUUGGACUAGCAACUUCUGGUGUAUUAUUUAAUUAUUGGCUUUUAUUGGCUGUUUGUGGAAUUCCUCGAUUUCGAGAAUCUGUUGAAUUGUGGUUUGGAGAAAAUGGAAGGGAUAAUAAGGAUUAUUUUGCCGCUUUACUUUUUAUUCUUUAUUAUGUUGUUGUUGUAAAAAUAUUGUUUAUUUCUUGCUUUGCGGACCAUUCUAGAACUGAUGAAAUUAAUUCAAAAACUUGUCCAGAACCUUCCGUUUCUUUUUUAAAUAGAAUUCUUUUUAUUUGGUUUGAUGGUAUUGCUCGGCUUGGAAAUAUGAGAGCUUUAGUUAUUGAUGAUUUAUGGAAUCUUCCUGAGCGUGAUAAAUCAAAACAUUUGACCAAAAAAUUUGAAAGGAUUCGAGAAAAACAAUUUAAAUUAAAAACUCCUCUUUUAAAGAAAAAUCAAAACGGAAUUGAAGAGACUGAAUUAUUGGAGACAAAUGGAUAUAAACCUGAAUAUUCUACAAAUAAAAAUGAAUUUAAAGAGAACUCUUCCCCUCCAUCGUUAAUUUGGGCUUUAUUCCUAACUUUUAAAUUUUCUUUGUUCGGUGCAAUAUUUUACAAAAUAAUUCACGAUUUAUUGCAAUUUGCACCUCCAAAAUUAUUGGAUUUACUUUUACAAUUUAUUGAAACGCCCGAAGCUAAUAUUUGGAAUGGAAUUGGAAUUGCUGUUUGCAUGUUUUUGUUAAAUUUUAUUCAAUCGAUGUUUAUUCAUCAAUAUUUCCAUAUAAUGUUUCGUAUUGGUAUGAAUGUUCGUUCAAUACUUACUUCCGCAAUUUAUAAAAAAGCUCUUCUACUUUCUAGUAAUGCACGUACUAAACGAACAAUUGGUGAAAUUGUUAAUUUAAUGACUGUUGACAUUCAAAGAUUUCAAGAUAUGGCUUCGUGGAUUAAUUUUAUGUGGUCAGCCCCCUUUCAAGUUUUGUUAUCUCUUUAUUUUCUCUUUCAACUUUUGGGUAUUUCUGUAUUGGCUGGACUUAUUUGUUUAAUUACUUUUAUUCCAAUAAAUGCAAAAUUAUCAUUAGCCAUGAGAAAAUAUCAACAAAAACAAAUGACAUUAAAAGAUGAAAGAUUGAAAUUAAUGAAUGAAAUAUUGAAUGGAAUAAAAGUAUUUAAACUUUAUGCUUGGGAAGAGAGUAUUGAGGAUAGGAUUCUUGGAAUCCGUAAAAAAGAAUUACAACUUCUUCGUCGUAUUGCUUACGUAAAUGCAAUUUCUUCAAUAACCUGGUCUUGUGCUCCAUUUUUGGUUGCUGUUUCAACAUUUUUUGCUUAUUUACUGUUAGAUCCAGCCAAUAAUGUUUUAACUCCGAGAAUUACUUUUGUUGCUUUAUCUUAUUUUAAUAUUCUUCGUUUUCCACUUGCAAUGUUUCCAAUGAUUGGUUCUCAAGCAGUUCAAUGUAAUGUUAGCAAUAAACGAUUGAAAACAUUUUUGGCUGAAGAUGAACUUGAACCUUUACCUUCAAACAAUUCUUUCGGAGAUUCUUCUCUUUCAAUUUCUUUGCGAAAUGCCAGUUUUUCUUGGAGUGAAGAAGAACCUUUAUUUUUAAAAAAUCUUAAUAUUGAAAUUAAACGAGGUUCUCUGGUUGCAGUCGUUGGAAGAAUUGGAUCAGGCAAAAGUAGUUUGUUGUCAGCAAUUCUUGGUGAAAUGUAUUGUAAAUCUGGAACUGUUGAAAUUGAUGGACAAAUUGCUUAUGUUCCUCAACAAGCUUGGAUACAAAACAUGUCUCUCAGAGAAAAUAUUCUUUUUGGAAAUACUUUGAAUAAACAAUUAUAUGACGUUGUUAUCGACGCAUGUUCUUUACAACAAGAUUUGGAUUCUCUUCCUGGGGGUGAUUCUAUAGAAAUUGGAGAAAAACAAAGAAUUAGUCUUGCAAGGGCUGCUUAUUUGGAUCGUGAUAUUUAUUUUUUAGACGACCCUUUAUCUGCUGUUGAUUCUCAUGUUGGCAAACAUAUUUUUGAUAAAUUAAUAGGAUCUAAAAACGGUUUAUUGAAAACAAAAACUCGUGUUCUUGUAACACAUGGUCUUUCUUUUCUUAAAUAUUGUGAUCAAAUUAUUGUUGUUAAAGAUGGACAAGUCACAGAAUCGGGGUCUUAUCACGAUUUACUCAAAUCCUCUGGCGAACUUUCUGAAAUUAUUGAGGAAUAUGUAUUGAAGCAGCAAUCUGCCACUGAUGUAAACGAAGAGCCAGACGAUGAAAUAAUGGAUGUUUUAGAUGAAUUGGAAAAAAUCCAUCCUGAAAAAUCACUUCCAAGAUUGUCUGCUAGAAGAGUAACUUCAGAAAGUGAAACUUCUGGUAAAGCAGUAAUGCCUCAACAAAAAGAGUCAACUACAACAAUUCCUCAAAAGAAGUUAAUAACAAAAAUAAUUGAAAAAGAGGAAGUAUUUACUGGCAAAGUUAAAUUCGGAGUCUAUUUGGAAUAUUUGCGAGCAGUUGGAUUGAUAUCUUUGACUUUCUUUCUUUGUAUUUAUUUGUUGUCAAGUUUACUUGGUAUUGCUACCAAUCUUUGGCUUGCUAAAUGGUCUGAUCAAGCAGAAAAGAUCCAAAAAGGAACUUCUUCUUUUUCUACUGAGACAAAAUCAAAUUUACUCAUUUACACUUCGCUUGGAAUAGCACAAGCAUUCACAGUUGCAUUUGGCUCAGUUAUUAUGUCCAUUGGAAUGAUAAAAGCAAGCCGAAAAUUACAUCAAACAAUGUUGAAGAGUGUACUUCGUUCUCCAAUGUCUUGGUUCGACAUCACUCCGCUUGGUCGAAUAAUGAAUCGAUUUGGAAAGGAUGUUGACAGUUUGGAUAGCGAAAUUCCUCGUUCGUUUACUUCAUUUCUCAGAACUUUACUUGCAUCAGCUGAAACGCUAGCAAUGAUUUCUUAUGCGACUCCUCAAUUUAUUUUGUGUGUUGCUCCCCUUGCCAUCUUUUAUGGAUUAGUGCUUCGUUAUUAUGUAAGUACCUCGCGUCAAUUAAAACGUCUAGAAUCAACAACUCGAUCACCAAUUUAUUCGCAUUUCCAGGCAAGAAACUUGACUAAUUAA
Molecule: messenger RNA, 3478 nt
Organism: Meloidogyne enterolobii
Lineage: Eukaryota; Metazoa; Nematoda; Chromadorea; Rhabditida; Meloidogynidae
Source: the annotation of a GenBank genome assembly